Aspergillus puulaauensis is the source of this 975-nucleotide messenger RNA. RefSeq names its product DUF1996 domain-containing protein. The transcript is spliced from 2 exons. NCBI's taxonomy places the organism in Eukaryota, Fungi, Ascomycota, Eurotiomycetes, Eurotiales, Aspergillaceae. Bases 1 to 975 code for a protein of 324 amino acids. The record is from RefSeq and is a predicted model, not a curated record.
AUGCAGGCACUGUCCCUGUUGCUGGCGACUGGUCUCGCCCACGCCUAUACUGUCACUAAUGUCGACUUCCUCAUGUUCAAGAAUAUCGAUCCGAUUGUCUUUCCGGGUCAGUAUGUCAGCCAUAUGCACAGUUUCUUCGGUUCUGAUGCGGUGAACGUCAACACCUCCGACUCCGAGGAGCUACGACAGGGGGUUCCUACACUCUAUCUUGUCGAUAAUACGAAAAAUGAGACCCACCAGCCUCUCGUGCCCAUGCGAUUUAGCGCCUACUACGAGGACCUGGACAGCGCCGAGAUCCCAUUCCCGGAAAAUUACCAGAUCAUGGCCGGAAAUGCCUCCGCCACUACUCAGGAACACGUCAACAGCGACAACGGCAUCAGCUGGUUCUGCGAAGGCGAUAGUGAUGAAGAGAAGGACGACGCUGCUUUCCCAACCAAGACCUGCUCAACCCAUCUGCAGAUGCUCCUCGUGUUCCCCAACUGCGCCAACCCCGAGACAUUCAAGUCUGCCUAUAGCAAGAACCCCGACUGGUACGAGGGCUACGGCGAGAAUUAUUGUCCGCACGGAAUGUAUCGCAUUCCACAACUGCGCUUCUCCAUCCGGUACGACUUGCGCACACUACUGCCUGAUGGAUGGGAGGGACAACCCCCUCUAGAACUUGCCUGUGGACCAUCCUACUGCAGCCACGGCGAUUUUAUAAAUGGCUGGCUACCUGAGGCCGCGGAGUAUAUGCUCAAGGAUACUUCGCAGCGCGACUUUUUCCAGAUCGAGGGUCCAUUAGGCUCGGGUGAUCAAGGCACUGCGUGUACUGAGACACCUCAAGAUUGUGACCCUGAUCAUGGAACCAGCGAUUACCUUGAAAGUCUGAAGAUGAUGAGCAAUUCUACUAUUCAGACUCGCGCAACCGACGCUAAGACUGCUGCUGGUCGUGCUACCCCGCGGAGGCGUCAUUCCCUUCAUCAUCACCGGUUCUAG